AUACUCUCUCCGUCUCCGGUAUACAACAUGUUCGUUUGCGCACAGCUCAAUUAUGGAGAUGUUUCCGCUGCUUGGCCCUCAUGACGGCUCAUUUGCCAGAGCCAACGACUGGCGAGAAUGAACGAGGCGCGAGUCAUACGAGUGUGCGCGAGGGGCGCGCGUGCAGACUACUGUUUACUGGUAAUAGCUUGAGACGAGGCACACAGCUGUGUGAAUUCGCCGUUGUUUUUCUUCCAGUGGCUCAAUGUGAUGGGAUGAGGAAACUGUAAAGACAUCGCAACGUGAAUACAUUUGAUGGAAAAGAAGAUAAUGCAUAAUGUGUCGCACUAGAUAAAUCUUGAAGCCCUCUCACAAAGACUAUUGCGAAGGAAUGCAGUCAUAAAGGAGCAAUGCUUUGAACUUGAAGGACCACCAUCGCUUCGUUUCCAAGAAGCAGUACAAAAUUGCAGGGUAAACAUGUAGCAGAUGAAAAAUAGGCAGAAAUUUGUCUGAGCUUGGAUCGUACAGCUGAUAUUGGAGUGUGCUGAAGCGCGCUACUUUGGCAUCUUUGUUUGGCACCGACUGCUAAAACUUCCACAAUGGCUCUGGUUAUGGAACCAGUAAGCAGGUGGACAACAAGGCAGGUGGUUGAUUGGAUGAAAGGUUUGGACGACUGUCUACAGCAGUACAUUAAGAACUUUGAGCAGGAGAAGGUGGGUGGGGAACAGCUGUUGAGAAUCACCCAUCAGGAGCUUGAGGACCUGGGAGUCUCUCGAAUUGGCCACCAGGAACUCAUUCUGGAGGCAGUGGACUUGCUUUGUGCAUUGAACUAUGGACUAGAGACAGAGAACCUAAAGACGCUCACCCAUAAGCUGAACGCAUCAGCCAAGAACCUGCAGAACUUCAUAACGGGUCGGCGGAGGGGAGGUCACUAUGAUGGCAGAGCCACACGAAAACUUCCUAAUGACUUCCUGACCUCUGUAGUGGACCUCAUUGCUGCUGCCAAGAGCCUGCUGGCAUGGUUGGAUAGGUGUUACUUCUUUAUCAGGUCUCCGUUCGCUGCCGUAGCAGACUACUCAAUGACCAGGAAUAAUGUGAUACAGCUGUGUCUUGAGUUAACCACAAUAGUUCAGCAGGAUGGCACAGUGUAUGAGACCGAAAAUAAGAUACUGAAUGUGUGUAAGGCACUAUCAGGGGUGUGUGACCACAUAAUUUCUCUCUCUUCGGACCCCAUGGUGUCCCAGGCUGCCCAUCUAGAAGUGGUGCAGCUGGACAACAUUAGGUCCACUGAUGGACUGGGUAUGUACAUCAAGUCGACCUAUGAUGGCCUACAUGUCAUUACGGGCACUACAGAGGGAUCCCUAGCUGACCGCUGUAAGAAAAUCCAUGCCGGUGAUGAGGUCAUACAAGUCAAUCAUCAGACAGUGGUGGGCUGGCAGUUGAAGAACUUGGUGAACUCUUUACGUAGCAAUCCUGCAGGUGUGACCCUCACGCUGAAGAAACGACCCCAAAGCACUCUCACAUCAGCCCCUGCCUUACUCAAGAAUAUGAGAUGGAAGCCCCUGGCCCUGCAGCCCAUCAUCCCCCUCAGCCCAAGUAGCAGUGUGGCCACGCCCUCCAGCACCCUCAGCACCCCAUCCAGACGGGACAGCUGCGCUUUACAGGACCUCUUCAUCCCCCCUCCCCCAGACGAGCCGUACACACCCAGAGAGGACAUGGGGAAUUUGACCGGCAACGGCCAGCAUGCCGCCAAGGGUUCUGAGUCACCCAACUCUUUCCUGGAUCAGGAGUGCCAGAGGCGUUUCCCUCAGCUGGAUGAGGAUGCGGUCCUGUACUGUUAUGAGUAUGAUCAGAAUCAAGGCCCCCCACCUGUACGCAGGGACAGCACUCCCACAUAUGGACGGCUAAGGCCUAUUUCCAUGCCUGUGGAGUAUAAUUGGGUUGGAGACUAUGAAGACCCAGCCAAGCUGAAAAAAGAGCUCAGGAGAGAAAAUUCCCAGCUGCGAUAUGUGAGUGAAGAAAAGGCGGGGCCAGAGGAGUAUCACAUAGGAAGUCGCAGCAGUAGGCGUAGCAGGAGGAAGAGUGAGAAAGGUAGUAGCCCCGCCCACUAUGCCCUUGUCCCCGCCCUGCAGAUGGAUAUGCUGCAACAGGACUCCCUGGCCACGCCCACAUCAGAAACCUCUACUGUCUAUCUUACGUUUGAUCGAUCGUCAAUGCACUCCCGGUCAAAGAAAGUUAAGUUAAGAGCUGGCUCCCUGCCCUCCAUCAGCAAGCGGCGAAUCUCCUGCAGGGACCUGGGCCAUGGUGAUUGUGAGGGCUGGCUUUGGAAGAAGAAGGAUGCAAAAAGCUAUUUCUCCCAGAAAUGGAAGAAGUACUGGGUUGUGCUGAAAGAUGCCUGCUUAUACUGGUACACCAAUGAAGAGGAUGAGAAGGCAGAGGGUUUUGUCAGCCUGCCUGAGUUCAACAUUGAUCAAGCCAACGAAUGUCGCAAAAAGUUUGCUUUUAAGGCUUGCCAUCCUAAAAUCAAGAGCUUCUACUUUGCUGCAGACAACGUGGAUGAUAUGAAUAGGUGGCUCAGCCGAAUGAACAUGGCGGCAACAGCUCACUUGGAGCAGAAGAGGAUUCGACAGGAUCAUGACUACUGGAGCGAAAGUGACCAUGAGGAUGCUGAUCACGUGUCUAAACAGGACAGCCCUCCACCUCCCUAUGACACUUAUCCUCAUGCUACCUCUGCCAGUCCGUUCCAGGAGUCCAAACAUAUCCGCCCCUCCUCCGCGGAGACCAUCCAGUCUCGUUCUGCCCAGGAGGCAUUCCACUCCGAGACACAAGGGGGCAGUGUGAGCAGUGCCAGCUCUCCGGGCCAUAGGUCUGCCAGUCAGCGCCGUUCGUGGCAAGACCUCAUUGAGACGCCCCUCACCAGCUCUGGCCUCCAUUUCCUGCAGACACUGCCACUGGACGAUGCUGUGUUCAUCGAUUCCAACCGAGCUGUGCCUGUAGAGCUCCAUCGCCAGUCCACUCUCCCUGCCCAGCAUGUGCUGCCACCAGAACACUAUGUCCCUCACACUACACCCACCCAACCCAGCCAGAAGCCCAUGACAGCUGGAGGAGGAGGGGGAGGGGGAGGACUUGGAGGAGGAAGCAAGCACCGCAGCUUUACCUUGCCCCGUGAUAGUGGUCUUCAUGCCAUCCUGGCUGCCACCAGUGCAGCUGAACACGGAGAUGCCCAGCACUACCAACUGGGAUGGGCUCAUGCCAGAGACACAGAUCCAGGGCGGGAGCGCAGGCACCAGGCUGACUCAUUGGUAGAUUUGUACAGGGCUCUGGAGAGGACUAGUCUAUCACCAGUCAAUGAGCACAGGUCCUCUUCUCGUUUAGAGUACAAGCGAUCAUUCGUCCGUCGCUGCAAUGAUCCAUUAUUGAAUGAGAAACUGCACCGCCUGCGGAUCCUGCAAAACUCAUUCAAGGACAUCCCUCUUCAAGAGGCAGAGACAAAGAUCAUUCAUCGCGAUGUGUAGCCAGAUUUACAAAAGAACACAGCAGGGCACAGCACCAGCUUUUUCAGCCAUAUCUGCUAAAAAGUUGUUACACAACUCUUUUUACCAAACUUCCACUUCUUUCUUAAAGGAUACUUCUCUUUCUUUUGCUACAACGUUCAUGAUUUUCCUCCGGUUGCACUCACUUUACUUCUGUCUAGUAUUUACCCUCUCUUAUAUUUAUGUUCUUGCACAUGCUAAUGUUGGCAUUAUUUUGUACAUACAGAUUCUUUUCUUUUUUGAACUGCUUAAACAUUUGUGUUUGUAAUAAUGACUUACUGACUUGAAUUUGCCCUCCAACUGGGGCCAAAUAACUGCACUUCCAAUGAACUCUAAAGAACUCUAGCCUAUGUAGUGUCUCAUGACUUAAAAAAUAAAAAAUACAGGGAAAGAUUAGAAUUACUGAUCUAGAUAUUAUUUUAUUAUUAUACGAUUUGCAUGGCCAUUGUCUGGUUAAUAGAUUUCCUGUAUGUGAUGUUUGUUUUAAUGGUCUUAACUGAGAGUGUUAAAUUCAACUUCAUUGAAACUAACAUUUUUCAAUGGUAACUGUUACUGUGACUGAGAGAAGGACAGAUUGUGUGUCUGUGUGUGGGUGCAUGUUGAAAUCAUAGGUUUGUUGUAUAUAAGGUAUGUUGUAAUAUUCUGACCGUUUGCACCCUAGUUCUUGAAAUAUUCUGUGUUGAGCAGCAAGGUACUUGCUAUAAUAUUGAACUCAAAUAAUUAGUUAAACACUUUCUAUUUUUGUAAGCAUGAUAUUUAUUGAGAUGUUUGGACAUCGUUUUGUAUGCUGAAUUCUGUGUUAUCUUAAGAUAACUGCAAGUGUAAAAUCCUUUUGUGUUCCCAAAAGAUCUUUAACAAAUUGAAACUUUUAUGUGAAAGCACCAGUGUUCUAGUAUCUUCAAAAAGUAAUUUUAUCAAUAAAUUGUGUGAUGUUUUGA
Myxocyprinus asiaticus (Chinese sucker) is the source of this 4450-nucleotide messenger RNA. Its product is annotated as connector enhancer of kinase suppressor of ras 2-like. Gene Ontology annotation, cellular component: cytoplasm; membrane. The coding region runs from base 579 to 3494 and encodes 971 amino acids. The transcript has 22 exons. NCBI's taxonomy places the organism in Eukaryota, Metazoa, Chordata, Actinopteri, Cypriniformes, Catostomidae. The record is from RefSeq and is a predicted model, not a curated record. Gene Ontology annotation, biological process: regulation of signal transduction. Gene Ontology annotation, molecular function: protein binding.